Messenger RNA from Ipomoea nil (Japanese morning glory), 1322 nucleotides. RefSeq lists its product as uncharacterized. The transcript has 2 exons. NCBI's taxonomy places the organism in Eukaryota, Viridiplantae, Streptophyta, Magnoliopsida, Solanales, Convolvulaceae. Bases 174 to 866 code for a protein of 230 amino acids. The record is from RefSeq and is a predicted model, not a curated record.
CAAAAUAAGAGCAUAUUUUUUACUUUAUCUCCUUAUCUUAUAUACUCUUAUAGACAGAAUUGAACAUAUAUUUCAAAUCAUCAACACUCUAUAAAUAAUACAGAAAGUGAAAUCCGCUAUACACAACAACACUCCUUUCACAACUAAAUUAAGAAAAAAAGAAAUAAAAAUAUAUGAUGAAUAGACGCCCAAAUUUAUCUUCAUCAUCAAGUCAGUCGUUGGUGUGUAUUGAGGGUACUUGGGAUGACCCUCAUCCCAAAAUGGCUGCUGUGUGGGGAGACCCAGCGGACAUCGGCGUUGAAAAGAUGAACCACGCCUCCCACCCUCACCCCCUCUACCAAUUCAAGCUCGAAAUCCAGGACAAAACCAACUGCAGCAUCUGCAGCUUGCCGAUUCGCGGAUUUGCCCAUGGCUGUGAAGCUUGCGACUUCUUCAUCCACGACGAAGACUGCCUCGAUCUCAAGGUUCAAAUCCAUCACAGAUCUCACCCUGAGCACCAUCUCCACCUCCGCCCUCCAUCCUCUGAUCGCAAUAUGUGCGACGCUUGCCUCUCUCCAGCCAACACCCCUUUCUACCGCUGCAGCAUCUGCGAUUAUGACCUGCAUGUAGACUGCGCUGUUUUAACCACAAGUGAGACGGCGGUUGACGGAACCUUGAUGCGGCUAUACUACUCGUUUCCAGUGGGGGCUAGUGUCUGGUGCAGUAAGUGCAAUGGUGGAAUUUCUAGGAGAGGCGGCUGGGUGUGGUAUGACAAGGAUACAGGUUUCACUGCUCAUUUCAACUGUGGAAAACCAGUAAUACAUAAAGAUCAACCUUGUCUUCUAAGGCCCUUGAUACGUUACCUACGUAGGAAAGGAUUCUUGUAAUGAUAAUUUUAAUAAUAUGAUACAACCCCACAACUAAGCAAACCCAAGACCCGAACGAGUUGCGAAGGUCAACUCGCAUUCAUAAGGAAAGGAAGGAUGAAUCUUUCAUUUAUGGCUGAUUGUACUCACAAGGAAAGGCUUGCGCUAUUAUUUUGGUUUAGAGGAUCAUGCCUCAAUAUUUCUUUUUAUUUACUUCCAUAUAUAGUUUUGGUUCAAUAAUAUAGUCUGCAUGACAACCCAAUAGGGUAGCUCAACUAGCAAAUGAGCUCUUUUUGUGGGGAAGAAUUCUGGGAUAACUCGGGUUUGAUUUCCACAAGUGACGAUUCCCUUUGGGCCAGCUUUUGUGCCUCCCGGAGCGAACCGGGUGGACCUGGACAAAAAAAAUAGUCUGCAUGACUGCACGUAAGAGUUGUUUAUAUUUGUACUAGUUUUUUACGCGCAAUAGCGAUUGAGAUA